This is a messenger RNA of Eublepharis macularius, 2321 nucleotides long. It is a transcript of the gene SERGEF, whose product is annotated as secretion regulating guanine nucleotide exchange factor. The coding region runs from base 26 to 1231 and encodes 401 amino acids. The record is from RefSeq and is a predicted model, not a curated record. The transcript has 11 exons. Lineage: Eukaryota; Metazoa; Chordata; Lepidosauria; Squamata; Eublepharidae.
GCGGCGCCUUUGGUCCUGCUGUGUUAUGGAUGAUCUACAACGAAACUCGACACGGGCGUUGUUUGUGUGGGGAGCAAAUAGUUAUGGACAGCUUGGUCUUGGCCAUAAACAAGAUGUGCUUCUGCCCCAAGUCCUGAAGGAGUUUGCUUGUAAUCAAAAAACCCUGAGAAAUGUUGCUGGUGGAGGGGGACAUUCUGCAGUUAUUACUGACACCGGAGAACUGUUUUUGUGUGGCCAGAAUAAAAAUGGGCAGUUGGGACUUAAUCAUACAGAAGAUGUGAUACAUUUUACGUUAUGCUCUUCUCUGUCUGGCUGUCCUGUAGCACAAGUUGCCUGUGGUUGGGAUUUUACAAUCAUACUUACAGGAAAUGGCCAUGUUUUAUCCUGUGGAUCUAAUUCUUUUGAUCAAUUAGGAGUUCCUCAUAUUUUAAGAGGAUGCUCUGCCCCACAGAAGAUUGAGUCUUUAAAGGACAUUGUAGUGGUGAAUGUUGCAGCUGGACUCAGGCAUGUACUUGCUGCUACGGAAAAUGGUUCAGUGUUCCAGUGGGGAACUGGUAUGGUGUCUCAUGCAAAGCGGACAUGUCAAGAAGAAAUGAUUCCAUCCUUCUUGAAAGCAAAAGAACCUAGCCAAGUAACAGGCCUUGAAAAUAUCCAAGUGAAGAAUGUAACUUCUGGGUCAUACCAUGCUGCAUCACUUACAGCUGAAGGAGAGUUAUAUGUUUGGGGGAGCAACAAACACAAGCAACUAGUGAGCAAAGAUGAUUUUCUUUUGAAACCUCAGAAGAUAGACACUCACUAUUUUUUGGGCGAAAAGGUGAGAAGAGUUUGGAAUGGAUGGACACACAUGGUGGCACAAACAGAGACCGGGAAGACCUUUACCUGGGGUAGAGGAGAUUAUGGUCAACUUGGAAGGAAUGGGAUGCUGUGCGAGGGACAAAGCCGGGAUGAGAAGAGAUCAAGUGAACUCUUUUUGAAAGAGCCACUUACUGUUCCUGUUGCAGUGCCCAGCCUGAUUGGAGCGUCUGAGAUUGCAUGUGGUUCAGAGCAUAAUCUAGCAAUAGUUGGUAGUCAGUGUUUCUCCUGGGGAUGGAAUGAACAUGGGAUGUGUGGCAAUGGAACAGAAGCAAACAUUUGUUCUCCUCAGCCAAUCAAGGCUCUUAGUUCUGGAAAGCUGCUUUUAAUAGGAUGUGGAGCUGGACAUUCCAUGGCCUGUUGUUAUGUUCCAGGCUAGACUUUCUACAAGAGAAAUGUCAGCAAAAUAUAAGUACCAUGUUGUUAGUAUAUUUAAAGUUCUGAGCAUUUAUUGGCAAAACUGACAGCUGGUUCAGAAGCAAACAAAAUGAAACAUUGCUGUGUAGAGCUCAUUUAAAAAAAAUAAACAAUUCAGUGUACUGAAAUAAAACCUUUAUUAACAUAAGUGGGCACAUUGCAGCCAAAAGUUAAUCAUGAGAUUAAGUUCCACUAAAAGCAGUGGAAUAGGAAGUAGUUGGCCUCCAAAUUCUAGUUUCUGAUUUUGUAUUGAAGACUUCUGUGGCCCAGUUCAGUUGCCAUGACAAACUAGGGUUACCAUGAACAAGAAGUAGGGGAGAGAAAUGGUACCUGCAAGGGUGGUGGUGGGGAAGUCAAGCUCCCAGCAUGUUUCUGACAUUCAAACCAUGUUGGGGGGGAGGCAUAAUUCAGUGGAGGAGCAUGUGCUUUAUUCAUGCAAAGGGUCCCAGGUUCAAUCCAUGCACCUCCAAAUAAAGGGUCUCAGGGAGUGAGUGUUGGGAAAGACACUUGUCUGCUUAGGAGAGCCACUGUCAAUCAGGGAUGGCUAUACUGAACUAGAUGGACCAAUGGUCUGAUCUAAUAUAAUUGCAUAUGUUCAUAUGAUUUGAUAUGACUUGGUCACUGUGUCUGAAUUGGGUAUAUGUUUAAUUAUGCAGCUACUUUACAUAUUUAUCUUUGUCGGUGGGGGGAGAGAGGACACAUUUUGUCUUUUGUGAUAACAGGCCACUAUUUUAGUUUUAAUAAAAUAAAAAGCUGGAUUCUCUACUUGCCAAUAUAAGGAAAAUAUGCGCAGUGCAGUUUUUGUGGAAACAAGUUUACUAGAACAUUCUUCUCAAUGCUCUGAUUCAGAAUAGGGCUAUAGUGAUUCGUGACGCAUUCUGUUUUUUUGUGUUUAGGUAAUAUGUAUAUGCACAAUAUUUGUUACUCUGGUUCCCAGAUACGGUCUGAAGACACAUGGCACAAAACUACCUAAUAUGGUCUGGAUCUGGUCAUUUCCUGGCUGGGAGGCCCCCACCAAUCCUUGAGUUCUGUGGCAGAAGAGAAGCAGGAUA